Molecule: messenger RNA, 1880 nt
Organism: Stegastes partitus (bicolor damselfish)
Lineage: Eukaryota; Metazoa; Chordata; Actinopteri; Pomacentridae
Gene: acaa2
Product: acetyl-CoA acyltransferase 2
Exons: 10
Coding region: 108-1298 (396 amino acids)
Biological process (GO): fatty acid beta-oxidation
Cellular component (GO): mitochondrion
Molecular function (GO): acetyl-CoA C-acetyltransferase activity
Source: RefSeq, a predicted model, not a curated record
GCAGUUGUGUCAGGUUUUAUAUCCACCAGGAGAGGAUCCAGAGUGGCACAGUAAGAUCUCGGUCGAUUAGUUUGCUCCUGACAGCGGUGGAUCGUUGAACCAGCAUCAUGGCACUUCUCAGAGGUGUAUUUGUUGUAGGUGCCAAGCGCACUCCAUUCGGUACCUAUGGUGGCGUGUUGAAGGAUCACAGUGCAACAGAUUUGGCUGAGCAUGCGGCCAAAGCUGCCCUCGCUGCAGGAGGCGUGGCACCAGAGCUUGUGAACAGCGUCAUCAUGGGAAAUGUCAUGCAGAGCUCAGCCGAUGCACCCUACAUUGCUCGUCAUGUGGGUCUGAGGUGUGGCGUUCCCAUCCCAGUGCCUGCACUCACCGUCAACAGACUGUGUGGAUCUGGUUUCCAGUCCAUCAUCAAUGGUGCUCAAGAGAUUUGUCUCAAGGAGUCGGAGGUGGUCCUGUGCGGAGGUUCAGAGAGUAUGAGCCAGGCCCCGUACGCUGUUCGCAACGUACGCUUCGGUACAAAGUUUGGAUUCGAUCUCAAGCUGGAGGACACGCUGUGGGCCGGUCUGACUGACCUGCAUGUCAAAAUCCCGAUGGGCAUCACAGCAGAAAACCUGGCCGAGAAAUACCAGAUCACACGAGAAGACUGUGACAACUACGCACACCAGACGCAGCAAAGGUGGAAGGCAGCUCACGAGGGCGGUCACUAUACGGCAGAAAUCGCUCCCAUUGAUGUGAAAGCUAAGAAAGGCAAAGUGUCCAUGGCUCAGGAUGAACACCCUCGGCCUCAGACCACACUGGAACAGAUGGCCAAACUGCCUCCUGUCUUCAAGAAGGGAGGAACCGUUACUGCCGCUAAUGCCUCAGGUGUAUCUGACGGUGCUGCUGCCGUCGUGAUCGCGAGCGAGGAUGCGGUGAAGGAACACAAGCUCACUCCGCUGGCCAGAAUCGUGGCCUAUCAUGUAUCCGGCUGUGACCCGAGCAUUAUGGGAAUCGGUCCUGUUCCAGCAAUCACAGAAGCUCUCAAGAAGGCCGGUCUGACUAUCAGCGACAUGGAUCUGGUGGAGGUGAACGAGGCCUUUGCUCCUCAGUACCUGUCUGUUGCCAAGGCGCUUGGACUCAACCCAGAGAAGAGCAACGUAAACGGGGGAGCUAUCGCCAUCGGACAUCCUCUCGGUGCUUCAGGAGCACGCAUCACUGCUCACCUGGUGCAUGAGCUCAGGCGACGAGGAGGCAAAUACGCCGUUGGAUCUGCCUGCAUCGGCGGUGGUCAGGGCAUCGCCAUCAUCCUCGAAUCCUGCUGAUUUAAGAAGCCGCCAGUAUCAGACGAGUUCCUGCAGAAGAACGUCCUGCACACACACCGUCCACUCACAGAAAACAGCUGAUUCUCUCUAAAACAGUGAUUUAUAAAAAUACAAACGGACUUAGAACAAAUGCUCUUUUAACACGAGGCGCUGCUGCUCAGGUGUUCCCCUGGCACCAAACUAAACUCACCUGUUUUCUGCUUUUUGCUACGACUUUCACUUAAUUUAAACAAAAAUUUACAAUAAACGUUUCCGCUCAGUGUUGCCUUGGGAGCCCUGUGAAGACACAAAGCUAGCUGGCCUACACUUCUGUGCUCAUUUCAUAAAGGUGCAAGAGUCUGUUUGUUAAUGUGCCUAAUCCAGUGCUUGGUUCUUUGGUCAUGUUAACAUGUGUAGUGUAUAAUUAAAUGCAGUGGACUUUGGUUUGGAGUAAGGUUUGUUAGAACUGUGAUGUUCGCCUUAUAAUGCUCUGUCACUCCAUCAUCACAAUUUCGUGUGGCCAGAUAAUAUGGUGCGGUGACUCCAGUAACAAUCAGUUUUGUACUUUUGAAGAACCUCAAAUAAAAUCUUCAAGAAGAGAAG